This is a messenger RNA of Linum trigynum, 4880 nucleotides long. The record is from the annotation of a GenBank genome assembly. NCBI's taxonomy places the organism in Eukaryota, Viridiplantae, Streptophyta, Magnoliopsida, Malpighiales, Linaceae.
UCAAUUUUAUCCACCCAUCAAUAAGAUGUUCCACAUAACCUUACGAAUUCAAUUGAUCAAUUGCACGGCCGAAAUCAAACCGUCGGACACGAGUUUUCCUCCCCUAUAUAUAUGGCUGCGCAUGCAUUCCAUUUGACUUGGGAUAGACGGCAUGUCCGUCGGCCGACCUAAAUUCUCAUGGUCAUUUCCUAAUUAAGGAUUUCUUAUUCCCUCGGGACCUUUGGAUUAUUUUAUAACAAUUGAAAUAUAUAACGUGAAGAACAAACAACAACUAGAACCAUAAUGCAACUUUUUUUUCCUAAUUGUGUACUAUUUCAUUCGUCAUUUGAUGUUGUUGUGUCUGCUGUCUCCUUUUCCCUGUUCGUAAUCCUAAUGGGAUCCUAAGUAGGGACAAGACAGCACCACUCUCCACUUAAAUUAUAAUUUUAUUAUUUCCCCACAUUUGACAAUUCAAAGCCUCAAGUCAAACGUUUUUGUUAUAAUAAAACCGUCCCCAAAGCCAUCCAAACUUUCCGUUCAUUUGCCGGCCGGUUUCACUCCAAAAGAAAAGCACGAUUAGAUUAAAUUAACCACUAGGUUUAGGUAAUUUACCUGCAUGCUAUAAUUAAUUAAAGCUGGCUUUACGUGAAAGGCUAUAGUUGUCAAAAGGAUUAUAUAUAAGUAAAAAAGUCAGUUUCAGUUAAAUGAUUAAUUAAGAAAAAAACAGGUCAAAGUCGGUAAAUCUGGUGAAUGUGAUGUGCUCAAGAUGAGAAAAGUCAGCCUUUUGAUGAGUAGGAUUUAUUAUAUAAGUCAACUAUUGCAUAUUCAAAUUAAUAAUCCAAAGCGGCUUAUUAAUUCAUUUAUUGAUAAAGAAUUUGGAUGAAUUAUUGGGAAAAUUUUUUACGGAGGAAAGCAUGGGAUGCGUAGUUUGAUAGUUGUCGCUUCUACACCGCGAAGUCUGUGACGACUUACGAUUCUUUAGAAUUGCUCUUACAACUUUGAGAAGGAGAAGAAAAAAAUGUGUUGAAAACGUCAGUCUUGAGAAUGGAAGUAUUGUAGAAGUAGUUAUUGAUAGAGAAAGUGAGUGGCGGCCAUUUUCAACAUCUUACUUCACUCGAAUUGGUUUUCAUAGUUCGGUUCGCUCCGAUAUAACUCGACGACAAAUUGAAACAGAGAAACUUCUAAAUUUCUCUACGAUGAAGGGAAGUUCCAAAUCCUUAUAUAAUUGUCAGUUAAAUCGUGGUGGCUGAUGAUUUCACAACACAGAAUCUGAUCAAACCACAACCGGCCAUAUGAAAUGCAAACUAUUAUUAAUCACCUCAUCAACUAAUUAACUAACUUCAAGCUCAUAUUCGGGUACACACAUAUCAGGUUAGAAAUGUUAGUGUGUGGUAUAUGAUUCACGAUUGAACCUCUCCCAAUAACUCGAGUUAUUGGGACUAACUGGUUUUUGACAUGGUAUCAGAGCCAUAUGUGACCCACAGGUCUUGUGUUCGAAUUCUCACGACCCCUAUUUGUUAAGCACGUGAUAUUCUUGUCUUCAGGCCUGUGCAAACUUCAAGCCCUUGUGAGUGACUUUCGUUUGAAGGAGUGUGUUAGUGUGUGGUAUAUGAUACACGAUUGAACCUCUUUCAAUAACUCGAGUUAUUGGGACUAACUAGUUCUUGACAAAAAAAGCUUGAAUGCUACAAGUUACUAGCCGGUGGAUUCUCAUAUUUGAGGACAUUAUUUGCUGUUUCACAAUGUUCAAACAUUGAAUAGGGCAGUAAUUGGCCGGAGGAUCGAAAUCAUCGUCGUGCCGACGACUUGUCGGUCGGUAGUAGGUGGUCGUGAAAAAACUGAAAAAGCAAAAGGAAACUGGCAGUUGGCUUCCACCGAAACUGAAAGAGAAAUUUCACCUGUUUUUUCCUACUGUAGUGACGACCGUCCAGAUGAUCGGCUGACUGCCACGUGGCACGGCUCGGCCGUCGGAUCCCAUGCAUGGGUCCGGUUCCACGUGUCCGACACACAUCUGAAUCUCUUCCCGCCAUUUUCCAUCCCUUUCAUUUAUACACUUAUCAUCACUAGUUCACGGUGGUGACCAUAAUAAAAGACUUCCCUACCAAAUCUAUCUAGUGGGUAACUAACUGGAAAAUUAAGGAUCUUCACUCGAUCAAAUUUGGGGCUUGUUUUUCAAUUUGGUGAGCUGCCCCCAUGUCAUGUCAGAGCUCCAAUUUCUUAUAUCAUAUUAAUAUUGUCCGAGUUUCGCCACGAACUGAUUAACAGUCGGUCAGGAAAAAUUACAACGACUGUCCAUAGAUGCGGGAGAUGCAGAAGAUCCGAUCUCAACAUAAGAGAUCGGUAUCUCUGAUGUGUAGGCGAUUCGUCUCUGGCUAUCAAAAGUGAUAUUUUCGUUGUAUUGCAUGAAUCGUUUCGUAAGGCUAACGCCGGAUGACCAAGAUACAUAUAGAAGGCCAAUUGGAGACCCUAAUGACCUACAAAUUUUCGCGCAUGCAAACAAUGGAAUGUUGAUAUAGAAGCAAACGCUCGGCAUGCAUCGAUUUCGGUUUGAUCACACGAAACGAAAAAAAUGGUUGGACCGAUGAGUUUAGUAAGUCUUUCCCCUCUUAUGGGCCCGGUUAUCAGCGAGCAGCCCAUGGCCCACACAGGUGGUGCGAAAAAAAGUCAGUGUCAUGGGUGAAAUUUUCAUGUGCAAUGGACUGGGCUCGAUAUCGGCGACCCAAUGAAUGCGGGUGUGGGGGCCGGCCGGCCGGCCGGCCGGCGGGGACAGUAAAGUGGUUAGGAGCCGGUCGCCGGCCGGUACAAUCAGGCACGUGGUGUGGGGAAUCAAAAAACUCAAAAAGCCUUGGCCACUUGAUCAUUCAAAUGCAUUGGCCAAUAGUCAACCGACGAUGAUGAGAUGGUUCAACCAAAAGGAAAAGGCUCGAAAUUAUUACUACCACACUUCACCAGUCAGCCAGCCCAGACGACAGGUGGAAACGAAGUCGUGAAUUCUACUACUCCAAUUCCUUGCAUGUGUAUUCGAUUUCCUGUCCCAAUGUCCCAAUUCCAUGUGGGUUUGGUUGAUUAAUGUUUCUGACAAAUUUUUCUUCUUCUCAUAUGGGUAUACUUCUUGUUCAAACAUUGAGCAUUUAGAUCAUGGUUUGUACAUUGAGCACUUACAUCUAUACAAUUUGGGUCUGACUAAUUUGUUUAUAGCUAGAACCGACAGAUUCAGAUUCGCAUUAGACAUGACUAAGAGAAAUAAUCUUUAAACUGAUUGACCCGAUUAGGUUAAGAUUGAUUCGAUGUUCUUUCCUGCAGGUUUAAGGUGUGUCGUUUUCCCUCUCCCUAUAAUCCUAUAGGGUCCAAGUCAAGAUGUUUAUAGUUCCGCCCUCAUGUAUCAUUAACCCGUCACUCAUUAAUACAAUAUCAACAUUAUCAUCUGAUUACAGAUUCAGAGCAAUACCUAUUGGUACCCUCUUCAACUUCUACUUUCAUAUAGAGAAAUGUAGAGGAGAAGUGUUAUGAUUUUCCGGACGAGGAGUUUAACAGUGUACUUUAACACCGACAACAUGAUAGAUUAUUAAUCUUCAAACGAGUUGCAAGACAAAUUUCGCGCGAGGCGAAAUUUUGUUUAUUGAUCAAUAAUUUUUUUACAUUUCCUUCGUUGUUCUGUUGAGAUUUUGCGAUCCAAAUGAAUGAUAACAAUUUUUAGGUUAUGCUCAAGGUUGUCAAACCGGUUUGUGCCAGUGUGCCGGUUUAGCAAGUGGAAUGGUUCGACCGGUGGUACAUACCGGUUUGUGCCGGUUCAUGCCGGUUAAUAUUACAAAUAAUUUACAAAUACUCAUAUUUAAGCACGACAUUUAACGUCAAUACCUAAAUAUUUGUACUUGAAUCCAACAAAUAACAUCAACAUUUAACUUUUUAACACAUAAAAUACAUAAUAAAUUACUUUUUAUCAAAUAAAUUCACUAACAUAAGAUCAUUUUACUUAGAGAUUCAUAUAUCGAUCAUGCCAGUCAUGCCGGUUAUACCGGUGGUAUCAUACCGAUUUUAUGACCAGUAUAGGUUGAAUCAGGUUCAACCAGUAGCACGCCGACCGGCUUGACAACCAUGGUUAUGCUACAAUACAAUGCAAACCAUCAGUAUAGAAUUCGAAAGAAGGGAGGGAAAGCAAAGGAAAGAAAAAGGUGGGCGUGAAGAAGGCAGAUUAGUGUAUGGGGGAAGUGCAUGCAAACGCAAGAAUAUCAGGCGAUGGUGAUUGGUGACACUAGCUUUAGAUAACAUAAUACAAUCAACACUGCGGCUACCUUAGCUCCACGCAGAGAGAGAGAGAGAUAGGGGACCAAUUUCAAUUUAUGUAAGGCUUUUGGAGACUACCAAAAGGAAAAUUGCACACCUCCCACGAACACAUUGGAAUUACAUCACUUCAAAAUAUAGAUACAAUCCAGGGAAAAUAAAUAAAAAAUGACAUAAAAGAGCAGAGUAGCUAACCAAAUUCAAGCACCAACAUAGCAUCUCAUUUUGAUGGAUAACAUACAUGAGUCAUCAUACAAAUUCGUUGCUGAAAAUUUCGAGUUCAUCAGACAUCUCGAUACAAGAAAUCGGACAUUGAUUUUCUCUUGUUACAAGGUCAAACAAUGAUGCCCUAUAUACAACAUGUGGCAGUCCACCACCCUGAAUUCGAACUCUCAAAACCAGGCUCGGGUUCCGCUUGUUAAAACCGAUCACUUCACAUUAAUACAAUCCCAAAGUGAUACAUUCUCGAAGAGCCGUAUAUUCUUCUUGUUGAUCAAGGAUUAUUACAAUAUCGGGUAACCCCGUCAUAUAUUGAAUCCCCCAGAUAUGUUUGCAAGUGAGAGAAUUGUCUCUUUAAUCGAGAUAUAUAGUCCGCAUGUGAAUACAUAGGUACAAAAGAA